AUGUCAAUGAUCGACAAAAAAGUAGAGGAGGGCGCUUUGUCGCCAUCUCAUUCCAAUGUCGGAGAGGUUACCGAUGCCUAUGCCCACGAUGCCGUGUUUGGAGAGAUCACAGAAGAUGGUCCGAAUUAUCGCAAUGUCGGAUGGCUCGGAACAGCUGUUCUGAUGAUGAAGACCCAGAUCGGUCUGGGUGUUCUUUCGAUUCCAGUUGCUUUUGAUGCCCUCGGUAUCGUACCCGGUGUAAUAGUCCUGUGCGCAAUCGCUGGUAUCACAACGUGGUCAGACUACAUCAUUGGUGUCUUUAAAAUGCGCCAUCGUGAAGUUUACGGAAUCGACGACGUGGGCGAGUUGUUAUUCGGCAAGCCGGGAAGAAUCAUUCUCGGAACCGCCUUCGUUCUCUGGUGGAUGUUCACUGCGGGCUCUGGAAUGCUGGGCAUCUCCAUUGGCUUGAAUGCCGUGUCCGAUCACGCCACUUGCACCGCCGUUUAUGUCGCCGUUGCCUUUGUGGUGGCAUUCAUCCUAGGUAGCAUCCAGACGCUAGGACGUAUCUCAUGGAUUGCAUGGGUUGGCUUGACCUGCAUUCUUACCUCGAUUCUCAUUGUUACCAUUGCCGUUGGUCUGCAAGAUCGUCCAGCCUCAGCACCCAAGGAUGGCGUCUGGGUCUCUGACUACAAGAUCAUCACCGACGCUUCCUUCUCCACUGCAAUCUCAGCUGUAACAACAAUCGUAUUCGCGUACGCUGGUACACCGGCAUUCUUCUCUAUCGCAUCGGAGAUGCGCAAUCCCCGUCAUUAUAAUCGAUCCCUUAUCCUCUGCCAGUCCGUCGUCACUUGCUUUUACAUUAUAGUCGGCGUGGUAAUCUACUACUUCUGCGGAUCUUAUGUGUCCUCGCCUGCCUUGGGCUCUGCUGGACCGGUCGUGAAGAAAGUCAGCUAUGGAUUCGCCCUUCCCGGCUUAAUAGCCAGUACUCUGCUUUUCGUCCAUAUCACUGGCAAAUACCUCUUUGUUCGAAUCCUCCAAGGCUCCCGUCACCUAGUCGCAAACACCAUGGUUCACUGGUCCGUCUGGCUCGCAUGCACCUUCGGCGUCUCCCUCAUCGCCUACAUCAUCGCAAGCGCCAUCCCCGUAUUCAGCGACCUCGUCUCUCUCGUAGGUGCCUUGCUCGGUACCCCCAUGUGCUUCCAACCCAUGGCCGGCAUGUGGCUCUACGACAACUGGAGCCGACCCAACCGGGGAUGGAAGUGGACCGCGAUGGUCUGCUGGUGCGGAUUUGUGAUCGUCGCUGGAACCUUCCUUAUGAUUGCCGGCACAUACGGAUCGGUGAUUAGCAUCAUCGACGACUACAAGGCUUCUGGUGGGUCGGCGGCCUGGUCUUGCGCCGACAACUCUUCAUCCUAA
Messenger RNA from Penicillium verhagenii, 1395 nucleotides. RefSeq lists its product as uncharacterized. Gene Ontology annotation, molecular function: amino acid transmembrane transporter activity. The record is from RefSeq and is a predicted model, not a curated record. Gene Ontology annotation, cellular component: vacuolar membrane. Gene Ontology annotation, biological process: amino acid transmembrane transport. Lineage: Eukaryota; Fungi; Ascomycota; Eurotiomycetes; Eurotiales; Aspergillaceae. The transcript has 5 exons. Bases 1 to 1395 code for a protein of 464 amino acids.